This is a messenger RNA of Cladophialophora immunda, 3716 nucleotides long. RefSeq lists its product as uncharacterized. The coding region runs from base 497 to 1984 and encodes 495 amino acids. The transcript is spliced from 2 exons. The record is from RefSeq and is a predicted model, not a curated record. Lineage: Eukaryota; Fungi; Ascomycota; Eurotiomycetes; Chaetothyriales; Herpotrichiellaceae.
GACGAGGUACCCAUUAUUGCGUCUCCUCCUCCUCCCCUCGCUCGUUUCACCCUGCGCAUGGUUGACACGACAAAACACCAGAUCAUUGUGUCCGUUAGCUGAUUCUCACCUUUCUGCUGCCUCCCGCUUUCGCUUCCCGUUGCCCGACCGUCAUUAAACGUCUGACCUACCCACACCAACAAUCACCGCUAAGGCACAAUUUCGUCGCCAUUGACCACCCUCCCCCCUUUGACUCGCACGUAUCAAGUAAGCAGCAAAAGUCCAAAGUGGCGCAGGAAGGGCUGGUGGUCAGGGUUCUUUAGAAGGGCGGUCGGGCGCGAAGUGAAAGCCAAACCGAUCCAAAUCGCCCUUUUUCCCUCGUCUCAUAUGGCCAAAGCACGUCCGUCUGCUCAACUCGGUCCUCACGUCCAUCGCGUCCAGUCUACGUGGGCGAAUAUGAGCUGAUCCUGGCCCGCAAUCUGGAGGGAUACAUACCGACUGCACAGAUUUGGUCACCAUGCAGGACCCGGUCUUGACUGUCUCGAUCACCACCCCGCAGUCCUGGGCGCAACAAAAUGCCAUCAAACGACGCCGGAUCCCUCGAUCACCACGGCGCAACGUCAUCUCUCUCAAGCACUUGGAUCCCAAGGUGAAGAAGGCCAAGGAAGAGUUCCUGUCAAAGGCCAUCGCAAGUCAAUUGCAGAUCAAGAGGUCCCCCACCAAUGGACUCCAGCUUGAUCCUUUCCAAACCUUGCCAAUCCCAAGCACCGGCUGCGUGGGUAGCAUGGCCCAAUAUUAUGUCCAGGUCUGGGCGCCUCAGCAUGGCACCGCCUUUUCGUUCGACGGCCAUUCUAACCCCUAUUUGAGCCUGCUCUGGCCCUUUGCUUUGACGUCCGAUAUCUACUUCGAAGGUCUUAUCGCUCUGUGUCGGGCCACAUACCUCGCCACUUCGGGCCAGUCCGCCCGCGGUGAUCGACACUUUGUAUGGCAUCGAGGUAAUGUCAUGACCAAACUGCGCACCCGACUCCAAAACCCUCAACAGUGUUCGGACGAUACUACCAUCUUGGUCGUGGCGACGUUGGGCACGGUCGAUUAUAUUCUGGGAGAUCACACUGGCGCCUAUGCUCACGUUUCGGGCAUGAGACAGAUGAUCAAGCUUAGGGGUGGCAUCAAGGGCACUUCCCCUUGGGAACGACUGCUCAGGGCUAACGUCGAUGCCUACGAGGCCCUGUGGUCCUUUCUGUUUGCGGCAGAUUCUACUCCUGACAAGUCAACUCGGUUUUCGGGACAAAUUCUGCAAAAUGCAGAGUUCCCCGUCUACAUGGCCCAUCCCUUCAAACCAGAAGUCUGUGAGAUGUUGUCCAAGUUGCCUCAAGGCUUCUGUGACAUUGGGUUGACAGGUGUGCUGUCCUUACAAAUGAUUCGACUGCUAUCCCAUUUCGCGACUGUAAAGGCGAAGCUGUCGGAUACUAUUCGAAUCGAAGAAUUCGGUGUGACAGGGAGAAGGAAGAUCCAGACGACCCUCGAAGAUCUCCAUCGACUUGCUACACUGCAAACUACUCCUACAGAGAGGUUUCUAUCUCACGGACUGGUGGCAUAUUGCUACCUGCUGAGAGUCAUCCAUUUUCAAGAUCAUCUGACUGGUUUCUAUGAGACAGCUCUGAAAGCACUGGCAGACAUCGCUCUACACCAAACUCCCAGCCACAAAUCUCCGGAACGCAAAUGUUACCUCUGGACCAACAUGAUGAUCGGAACAGUCAUACAACACGGGCAGAUCCGUCCCCGUGGCUGGACGUCGGUCAUGGGACAAUUCUUGGACAACUAUGGGGAAGCUCGACAAUGGAAGAAGUUGGAAAAAGAACUGAAGAUGUUCUUCUUUGAGGAUGCUAUUCGCCUUCUCGCAAAGGAGGCCUACGACGAGGCAGUCAGGAGGAAAGAAAGGGGGGAGUCCGAAGAGCGGGAUUCGCGUGUGGCCACUAUGGCUAUCCGGAAUGUCAUUCUAUAGACAAGGACGCCCUGUGAAUCGAACGAAGACACGCCUGAUCUAACAAUCUUCCAUUUGGACUAGCCACGAAAUGGCAAGACGCCCUUGACCAUCCCAAUUUCAAUCCGCUAUCACCUCGAGCAGAUGGAUCGACUUCAAACAGAUGCAAAUGUUGUCGAAAGUCAAUCAACUGGUCCGCAGAGUCUCGAGGCACGAGAAAACCUAAGGUGACUCGAUGGAGCCAACAACAAAGCUGGCUCAAAGGUGUAUAGCCUUUGUUUGGGGGGCUACAACUAAUCGCACACCAUUACCUCGGCCCCCAGCAAACUUGACCGUGUCCUUCGGUAUGUUCCGGUCAUCAAUACGCAGGAUGUCGCAUGGUCUGGCAUCAUCUCUGACGACUUUCAGUGGUGCUCGCCAACUCUGAUCGAAAGCACUUUCUGUUCUUUCAAACAGCGCAUGCUUUGAGUCGCAGCUCAUUACUGCAGGAGUUCUAGUUGGAUUAGCGCAGGGAAUCACCGAAGCUUUGAAUAUGACGCUCAGCUCGAGAGGUCGAGCAGGCGAGGAUCUGAUAGCACAAUGAUGCCCGAAGUCUGGACCAUUCGCAAUUGUGGCAAAUCGACUUGUUCCAAGUCCCACCCGCCUCUGGCUCUUCCUGUGACGAAACGAAACAAAAGGAGAGUCCUGGCUCAUGAGACGUCACACGACUUUUGGGCACAAGCACCUUGUGUGGGCAGCAUGACCCAACAGUUUGACUCUCGACAGUCACACUUGGUCCAAGAGAGAAUUCGGGGACCACGAUCAAGCAGUCAGCAAUUGGCAGGAGCUCUGCGCGAUUCAUUUUUCAUCUUCAACCCGGUUUCGCUUGCCAGUCUGAAACGUGAGACUCGGGCACUCCGCUUCCACAUGACUGCUGCCCGUCAGCCUUCUGCAACAUUUAUAUGACUCCCGAGGUCAUUCUGACUCCUCUCGGCCGCAGCCGCCGACAUUGAUUCCCCGGACGAGCCACCCAUUCCCCCCUUUUCACAAAGCGAUGGAGCAAGUCACAACGUUGGGUUUGGUGGGAGGAGCUUAGCGGGAAAUCUCCGCUAAUCAUGCACCCGAGAAAUGAUUGGAUGCAUGGGAUGGGCGGAAAGAAGAAAAGGGGGGGGGGACGAAUAAGAACGGCAAACAACGUUGCAAAGGGAAAGCCAAUAAGCUAGUUGUCAUGGAAGCCCGAUUGUGCAUUUUUCAAAGGCUUUUUUGGGCCUAUAGGUUGGGACUCGAUGUUGGAUGUGCCCAUCUAUUCAUCGUGCAGGUUAUAUCUCUUGUUCAGGGGACACCUGUAUUUCUCUGUCGGAAAGGCUCAAAGCAAGGCAAGGAACCGGCAAGCAGGUGCAGCGCGGCAGUUACGGCACACUUUACCAAGACUCCAUUGGUACAGAGAGUUCGUCGAGUUCGGGAGAAGAAUACUCGGUACGGGCGUACACCCUCAUUAGGCCCGUGAUUGUGUAGAAAUGAUGCACACCCUUCUAGAGGUCCAUACACGCUGCGAGAGCGUGUGAAGUUUAUUGCUAGAUUUGGUCGCUUGAUGGCGUUCUCCUGCUCAUGCCAUCAAAACCCAUACCAUACCAGCCUGGGGCUCUGACAAGGGAAAACGUCGUGGGGGACAGCAUCAUCGAAGAGGGGGAAAGGGAGCCAAUCUGGGAAAUACUGCUGCGAAAGAAACGUCGACUCGAGAAAUGCCCAGCUAGUUGUAUGGAAUAACUGUCAG